CCGCUCCGGGCAUCCUCAUCGGCGACCGGCUCUACUCCGAGGUGUCGCUGACCAUCGACCACUCGCUGAUCCCCGAGGAGCGGCUCUCGCCCACCCCUUCCAUGCAGGACGGGCUGGACCUGCAGUGCGAGACCGACCUGCGCAUCCUGGGCUGCGAGCUCAUCCAGGCGGCCGGCAUCCUGCUGCGGCUGCCGCAGGUGGCCAUGGCGACGGGGCAGGUGCUGUUCCAUCGGUUCUUCUAUUCCAAGUCCUUCGUCAAGCACAGCUUCGAGAUUGUUGCUAUGGCCUGCAUCAAUCUCGCCUCCAAAAUCGAAGAGGCGCCUCGUCGGAUAAGGGACGUGAUCAACGUGUUCCAUCACUUGCGGCAGUUAAGAGCAAAAAGGACUCCAAGCCCCCUGAUACUUGAUCAGAACUACAUAAACACCAAAAAUCAAGUAAUCAAAGCAGAAAGGAGGGUACUGAAGGAGUUGGGAUUUUGUGUUCAUGUCAAGCAUCCUCAUAAGAUCAUUGUUAUGUAUUUACAAGUCCUAGAAUGUGAACGUAAUCAAACCCUGGUACAGACAGCCUGGAAUUACAUGAACGACAGCCUCCGGACGAACGUGUUCGUUCGCUUCCAGCCGGAGACCAUCGCGUGUGCGUGCAUUUACCUCGCUGCUAGAGCCCUGCAGAUCCCACUGCCUACCCGUCCCCACUGGUUCCUGCUCUUUGGCACCACGGAAGAGGAGAUACAGGAGAUCUGCUUAACAACUCUGAAGCUUUAUACCAGAAAGAAGCCCAAUUACGAGUUUCUGGAUAAAGAAGUAGAAAAGAGGAAAAUGGCACUGCAGGAGGCAAAACUGAAGGCAAAAGGUUUAAAUCCAGAUGGAACUCCAGCACUCUCAACACUGGGUGGCUUUUCUCCUGCAUCCAAACCAUCUUCCCCAAGAGAAGUAAAAGCUGAGGAGAAAUCUCCAGUGUCUGUGAAUACCAAAACCAUUAAGAAAGAGCCUGAAGAGAGGCAGCAAACCUCAAAGAGCCCUUACAAUGGGCUGCGCAAGGAGAGCAAGAGGAGCCGCAGCAGCAGAAGCGCCUCGCGCUCCCGCUCCCGGACAAAGUCCCGCUCCCGCUCGCACAGCCCCCGCAGGCACUACAACAACCGGCGGAGCCUGUCUGGCACCUACAGCUCCCGCUCGCGCAGCCGCUCGCGCAGCCACAGCGGGAGCCCCCGGCGGCACCACAACCACGGCUCGCCCCACGCCAAGGCCAAGCACGGCCGCGAGGAGCUCAAGGGCGCCAGCAGACACGGCCACAAGCGGAAAAAGUCCCGCUCCCGUUCUCAGAGCAAAUCCCGGGAGCACUCGGAGGCGGCCAAGAAGCACCGGCACGAGCGCGGCCACCACCGGGAGCGGCGCGAGCGCUCGCGCUCCUUCGAGCGCUCCCACAAGGCCGGGAAACACCACGGCAGCGGCCGCUCGGGGCACGGCCGGCACCGCCGCUGAGCCUGGUUCUUCUGCUGAGCC
This is a messenger RNA of Parus major (Great Tit), 1499 nucleotides long. It is a transcript of the gene CCNL1, whose product is annotated as cyclin L1. The transcript is spliced from 11 exons. Gene Ontology annotation, biological process: regulation of transcription by RNA polymerase II. Gene Ontology annotation, cellular component: nucleus. The record is from RefSeq and is a predicted model, not a curated record. Bases 102 to 1478 code for a protein of 458 amino acids. Gene Ontology annotation, molecular function: cyclin-dependent protein serine/threonine kinase regulator activity. NCBI's taxonomy places the organism in Eukaryota, Metazoa, Chordata, Aves, Passeriformes, Paridae.